Podarcis raffonei (Aeolian wall lizard) is the source of this 2069-nucleotide messenger RNA. RefSeq names its product myotubularin-related protein 9-like. Gene Ontology annotation, biological process: negative regulation of autophagy. The transcript has 11 exons. NCBI's taxonomy places the organism in Eukaryota, Metazoa, Chordata, Lepidosauria, Squamata, Lacertidae. The record is from RefSeq and is a predicted model, not a curated record. Bases 79 to 1929 code for a protein of 616 amino acids.
CAGGUGCUAUUCGGAUGUUUUUGACUACAACUCCCAUCAGCCCCAUACCAAAACUUUUGAUCAGUGUGCAUAAUCUGUAUGUUAGGCAGAAAUGCUGAGAAUUUGUGUCACAUAACUGUAUCUGGUCUUCUAAAUGCUGUUCUGACUCACCUGCAUCCGUCAUAUCUGUCUGCUCCUCCAACAGGUUCCGCUGGAAGGCCUUUUCUCUUCUACAGCCAGGUCCACAGGACUUUCUGGAGCAAAACAGACACAUUUGCUGUCUGGGCCCAGCCUCUCCCUACCAUGGAGUUUGCAGAGUUGAUCAAGACCACCAAAGUGGACCAUGUGGUGCUAUCACGUCCAGGACUCCCGUCUGUCAAAGGGACACUUUGCAUCACCAGUCACCACCUCCUUCUAUCUUCCCAGCCAGGGGGAAACGAGGAACAGGGCCAGAUUGAGCUGUGGCUUCUUAUUCGCAAUGUGGACGCCAUUGAGAAAAGCGUUCAGAAUCUAAGUUGGUAUCAAAGCGCCCGGACUAACGGCUCCCCCCCAGAAACCAGGCUUGCAAACGCUUCGGGCACCAUCACGCUCAAAUGCAAAGACUUGAAAAUUCUGCAGCUGGAGAUUCCUGGGAUGGAGGAGUGUCUUAAUAUCGCCAGCUCCAUUGAGGCCCUCUCCUCCGUGGAGUCGGUGAUGAUGACGUACCCCUUCUUCUACAGACCCCAGAACAUGAAGCUGGAAGACGGGUGGGGGCUGCACCGCCUUGAGGAAUUCUACCAGCAAAUAGCUGCAGAUACAGGUGCCUGGAGGCUCAGCUAUGUCAAUGAGGAUUUUGGGGCCUGCUCCAGCUACCCGCCUGUUGUCAUCGUGCCAACCAAAGUGGAGGAGGGAGCCCUGAGAGAGAGUGCCCGCUUCCGUCAGGGGGGACGAUUCCCCAUCCUCAGCUAUUACCACAAAAAGAAUGGGACAGUGAUGCUCCGCAGCAGCCAACCGCUGGUGGGGCCCAACCGGAAGCGCUGCCAGAAGGAUGAACUGCUGCUGCACGCUGUGCUGGCAGGGGGGGACCGUGGCUUCGUCCUGGAGACCAGGUCAGCGCAGGCAGCCAAGCAGGCAAGGAUGCUGGGGGGAGGCACAGAGCACCGGAGCGCCUAUCCUGGUUGGAAGAGAUUUCACCGACCUCUGGAGAGGGGUCGUCCCCUCCAAGAGAGUUUCAUCAAGCUGGUGGAGGCUUGCAAUGACCCAUCCCACAGCAUGGACCGCUGGCUGAGCAAGCUUGAAGCCUCCAAAUGGCUGUACCACGUCAAGGAAGCCUUGAGCACCGCCUGCCUUGUGGCCCAGUGCAUGGACAGGGAGGAGGCCUGCGUCCUGGUGCAUGGAGCCGAAGGAACGGAUACGACCUUGCUGGUGACAGCCCUUGCCCAGGUCAUCCUGGAUCCCAACUGCAGGACACUCACCGGGUUCCAGGGGCUGCUGGAACGGGAGUGGAUACAGGCUGGCCAUCCGUUCUGCCUCCGCUGUGCCCACUCUGCCUACUCCCACGUCCGUCUCAAGCAUGAGGCGCCCACCUUCCUCCUCUUCCUUGACUGCGUCUGGCAGCUGGGGCGCCAGUUUCCCUUAUCACUGGAGUUCAACGAGGGCUUCCUCUUGGCGCUCUUUGAGCACAGCUACGCGUCUCCCUACGGCACCUUCCUGUGCAACAACGAGAAAGAAAGGAAGCUCUGUGAAGUGAAGGAGAAGACGCACUCACUCUGGCCCUGGCUGAACAGCAAAGGGGAGGAGUUCCUGAAUCUGCUCUAUGCACACAACCCCUUGGUUAUCUGGCCAUCCGUGGAGCCGCAGAGUUUGCUACUCUGGCAAGGCUUAUUCCUCCGCUGGGUCCGCUCAUCCCACCAUCUAGAUGACGCAUGGGGAGAAAUUCAGAAAAUAAUGAAGUCCACACAGGAAGACUGAGCGGGAUGGCACCAAAGCAGACUGCAGCACAAGCCAAUUCAAAAGCAGAAACCAAAGAACUGGGUAGGAAAAGAUCAGCCACAGCCUGGUUUCUGCUGUGCUGGAAACCAGCAAGCACAGAGCUAUCAAGGAGAGUAAAU